AGGGUUGCAGACAACAAGCCAAGCUUGGAUAUUCCGUCCGUGCCACACGAUUUCACCGGCCAUGCACAGGGCGACCGAACUCAUCGUGGCGGCCUAAUACAGGGACCACUAACUACUCUAGCUAGACAAAUGAAUAACGGCACGGCUGCUGGCCUACACCACGCAACCCUCUACGUUACAGCAGUACCAAACGAAAGAAAUCACGCAUGUGUGCGAGUGGUGGCCGAGUUGAUGGGCGAGCUAGCCAGCCGCUCAGCGACGGCAACUGCUAUCGAGAUACAUAUUGCUGGUUGCCCUCGAUAGUGGCUGGCGCCCACAACCAAAUCGUCAAUCGCUACGACUCCUUUUCCCCAUAAAAAAACGAUGUGGGCGACAGCAGUAUCGCAACGCCUAGAGGAUCGCUUCUAGCUGGGGGUCUCAUCAAAUAUUAAUAUUACCCUUUCAACUACUUGUCAGCGUCAAGAACUAUUGCAUGGCCGACCACUAUACACACACGGAAAGCAUCCGCUAGCGGUGGCUCUCACACCAAGCAACACAGGAGGAGGGCUUCAAUAACCGGCAGAUCGCUACUUCAAUUACCGGUGCCCCCCCCC
Messenger RNA from Ectocarpus siliculosus, 593 nucleotides. The record is from the annotation of a GenBank genome assembly. Lineage: Eukaryota; Phaeophyceae; Ectocarpales; Ectocarpaceae.